AUGCAUAUUUUGUUAGUAUGUGCACUGCUGCUUGUAUUGAAAGCAAUAAAUGGCAAAUCACUGUAUGGAAAAACAUUCCAGUACCAUUCCCUGCACUUCUAUCUGACGGAUGCCAUUCACAUCCUUAAACUAAGUCAAACAACAUGUAGGACCACCUACCGCAGAACUGCCAUGUCUUUUAAUAGUGUUGUUGACAAAGAGAUCCGUUUUGGUUCUUUCACCUCAAGCUAUCAACUCAAAACCUUAUACACUUUCGGUAACGUUUCCUGCUUUGAGAUCAAAACAUGUUUCGGGGGUAACCUGACAUAUUACUCUGCCUAUGUAAAUGAGAGUGAGGUUUUAAUUCCGCCCUAUGAGGUAUUCAAAGUCACUGAAGUCCAGAAGAACCAGUGGUGUGAGGUUGUCUACAAGGUAGAGAGCACUAGAUCUCAGAGCAACCUGAAUUGUAGAUUGCUAAAUGGAGUGCAAUCAAACCAGAGGUAG
Molecule: messenger RNA, 483 nt
Organism: Oncorhynchus keta (chum salmon)
Lineage: Eukaryota; Metazoa; Chordata; Actinopteri; Salmoniformes; Salmonidae
Product: NAD(P)(+)--arginine ADP-ribosyltransferase 1-like
Molecular function (GO): NAD+ poly-ADP-ribosyltransferase activity; NAD+-protein-arginine ADP-ribosyltransferase activity
Source: RefSeq, a predicted model, not a curated record